AUGAUCUUUUUAUUAUUGAAAGAGUGGGAUGGUGUUGAUGAUAUUCUCAAGAAAAUUGUACCAAUGACUUAUCAGGCAUAUUUAGUUCUCGUGCAAUCGAUCUUCGCAACAGGUGAGCAGAACACGCAGCAUUACCGUUAUCCUCACCUCUCAGCUCUCUCUCUUAAGACCGGCGAAUACUUCAGAUUGAUCUACGACGUGAAAGGACGUUUCGCAGUCCACAGAAUCACCGCCGAGGAAGCGAAAUACAAAUUAUGCAAAGUCCGUAAAGUUCAGACCGGACCUAAGGGUAUUCCAUUCUUGGUAACCCACGACGGGCGUACCAUCCGUUAUCCCGACCCUGUAAUAAAAGUAAACGACACAAUUCAAUUGGAGAUCGCUUCGUCUAAAAUACUUGACUCAAUUCGAUUUGAACCCGGUAACUUGUGUAUGAUUACUGGCGGAAGAAAUUUAGGGCGUGUUGGUACUGUCGUAAAUCGUGAACGUCAUCCAGGUUCUUUCGACAUUUGUCACAUUAAAGAUGCCCAAGGACAUACUUUUGCUACUCGAUUGAACAAUGUUUUUAUUAUCGGAAAGGGAACAAAGGCCUACAUAAGCUUGCCCCGAGGUAAAGGUAUUAAGCUCUCAAUCGCUGAAGAACGUGAUAAGAGAUUAGCGGCUAAAGGUGGCAACUAA
Cotesia congregata is the source of this 675-nucleotide messenger RNA. The record is from the annotation of a GenBank genome assembly. Lineage: Eukaryota; Metazoa; Arthropoda; Insecta; Hymenoptera; Braconidae.